AUGCAGCAAUAUAAGCAACAAGUCAAGGAGCUUAUGAAGCGUAUGGAACGUCUAUUAGAAGAAGAGGAAGCUUUAGAGACAGACAAAGACGCGGUAGAUCAUAGUAUUCAAGUGAUUGCACUUUCUAGUGAGACAGUGUGGCAGAAUCUUGCGGCUCUUCAAGAUUGCCACGUCCUGGUAGACGAGACACUGACGUUGUUCAAGUUGAAGAUCCAGGAGAGUGUUGCACUUGUAACUGCCGAUCCAUCAGUACUCGAGAGGAUGUCGUCCAUCCCCAUAUCAGAAGAGUACAGUUCCUCGGACGACAUGGACGAGACAGACGAGGUGGCAUUUCAAGAUGUUGAACCUGUGAAAGGUCGUAAAGCAGCUGUUGCAUUGAAUAAUGACGUGACAGAGAGGGUCUACCAGGCCUUACAAAAUGAAGAAAAAUUUAAGCAGUUUAAAGCCAAUGCACUAGCAUUUGGUAUGGGCAACACCAUACCUGAGACUUUCUAUACCUAUUUGGCACAAGAGAUUCCAGCACCGGUACUGGAUUCCAUUGUCGUGGAUUUUGCACGAUUGUUACCACAAGUGGGACUGCGAGUACCGCUGUUAAAAGCACAUUACGACCAUAUGAAGAAUCAUCUUGCGAGACCGAGCAUAGCCGUGUUUCGUAACAAAAGUUACAGUCGAGCUGUUACGUUACGAACUUCAACAUCAACAUCAAGUGUAGACGAAGCGGGUAGCAGUAAUGAAGAAGACGAAGAAUAUCCAUCGACGAUUCGACUUCGAUCGUUUAAUCAUCUUGUUUUUGUCAUCCAUGGAAUUGGACAACAUAUUGAUUUUCGUGAUGGAGAAUUCAAGUCAUGGAAUGGAGAAACUGGAAUUGAAGGUGGCAAUCACGCUUUUCGAGAUAUUUUCCGUACGAUGCUAGAAACAACCUUUCAAAAUAUUCCCAUGGCACUGGAAAUGCAGUCAAUUGAGUGGCAUGAAGAUCUUCAUGAACCAACGGGCUUGGACAAUAUUUUUGAUUUGAUCUCUCCGGAAGGAGCGUCCGCCAUUCGUGAAUUCAACAAGGAAACCUUCAUGGACGUGCUUUACUAUUUAUCACCACGGUAUGGUCAACUUAUUGUGGAUUCGGUCACUAAGCAACUCAAUGAAAAGUAUCGUGUUUUUAUAAACGAACACCCGGGUUGGGAUGGCAAAGUAUCAAUAUUCGCUCACUCGCUUGGCUCAAUGAUUUCGUAUGAUAUUCUAACACACAAGUCAGGCGAAAUCGCCAGUAAUGGCGUUCGUUUCCCUGGACUUGAGUUCGAAGUUGACAAUUUUUUCGGAGUCGGUUCUCCGGUCGGAGUAAUGAUUUUGGCGAGAGGAGAUCUCAAUAUCAAUGAUGGAGAGUUUACUCCUGGAAUCAAGAUUCCAAAUUGCCGACGUUAUUUCAAUCUAUACCACCCGAUCGACCCGGUUGCGUACCGUAUUGAACCAUUAAUCAAGCAAGAAAUGCAUGAUAAGGAACCAGUGCAGUUGAUGCAGUAUAGUGCUGUAAAGGAUCAAAGCUUCGGUCAAUUGCAGGAGGUAUGGGAAGGCCUGACUAGCCCGGUGCACGGGUUUCCGUAUCGCCACGACUACGUUAUGCGGCGUCGUAAACGUGAACAAGGUAUGAUGGAGGUAGCUUUCGCUGCUGCCUCCCAUUCGUCGUAUUGGAUGAGCGAUGAUGUUGUCCUCUUUACUCUCAUGCAGUUGUGUGAGCCGGUGGUUGAUAUCCUGCACCGGUACAUGAGUGCAAUGGUCCCUCUACCAAAGCUUGUCAGAAGUAUUGUGGAGCUCACGCCGCACGCGAAGGUAUUAUUAUCUGCGACAGCCCUCGUUCGCGACCGAUGCACGGGUCUAUCACGCGAGCAUAUCGUUUUGAUCGACAAGGAUCGCCUGUUUUUCCUGUCACGACUCAGUGAGGUUGCCUGUCGUCGAAAGUGGCGACUCAAACUCACCGCGAUUACAAGAGCCAUGUAUGGUGACGACCCAUUUAUGAUGAAGAUUGUCACGAGCGAUGCUUCCGCUUCAUCGUCACCAUCCGCUGCAUCGCCAGCAUCGAAUAAUAAUGCUAUCCUUCCUGGCUUACACGUUUUCAAGGCAUCAUCAACGCCGGAUCGUAAUGCAUGGCUGGAGGCAAUCAAUGAGACAGUUGCUAUAGCUGCUGAUGAAGAACGUUUUGGUGGUGAGGUUCCCCGCGAUACUACAAACCUCGUCGAUCUUCCAACUGGAAAGAGCAUAGAUUAUUUCAAUGCAAUCAAGGCUGGUUUUCUAAAAGAAAAAACCGCAAACGGGUGGUACGAUUCGUGGAAUGACCGGUGGCUAGUUCUACAAGAAGAUCAUUUGACGUGCUAUGAAAAUUCACCGAAGCUUGAUUUUGUUGGACAGUUUCCACUUCGAAAGACAAAAGCGUGUUGUUAUGAGCGCGAAUAUCUUAUCCGUGUGGUAGCUCGUCGCGGAGCUGCAUGCGAAAUGCGAGUGCAGAACCAAGAAUCGUUUGACCGUUGGGUAGAAGUGCUUGCAAGAAUUCCCACGGUGGAAAUUAUCCGUCAUGAAGAUUUGUUGGAGAACAGUCCGUCUUCAGUGCUUAUCAUGUCUGAAAACUCGAGAGAGAGCUUUGGUGAAGCCCAAAACGCAGGCCAAGCUGGCGAAUGGCUCAAAACGAAGAUCGAAGGAUACCAAAUCAAGCUGGAUGAGAGUGACCAGGAAUAUGUUGCUUUCGUUAUCCAAGUUGCAUCGUCAACUGCAGGCAACAGCGUCGUUCAACGGCGGUACUCCGAGUUCGCCAAACUGCACCACCAGCUGCGCAAAAUGUUUCAACACGAGCAGAUUCCUGCACUACCUGGUACAAGAAUGUGGAACAAGUUUGAGCCUAACUAUUUAAAGCAGAAGGCUGUCGCACUUCACGGCUAUCUCAACGAGGUAUGCAAAAGAUGUGCGAACACACGUGCAUUACCACUACUUUUGGAGUUUUUAGAGCUCGCACCGCCAGCUUCUUUAGAUGAUCCAAAGACAUCUCCGAAGGAGGAGAACGCAGAAAAAAUGAAUUGA
Messenger RNA from Peronospora farinosa, 3060 nucleotides. Lineage: Eukaryota; Oomycota; Peronosporomycetes; Peronosporales; Peronosporaceae. The record is from the annotation of a GenBank genome assembly.